UCUCCAGGUGCAGCGUAGUGGCUUCUUGUCAAAUUAUCGAAGUGGGAGUGAAUGUGAUAAAGAAUGGCAGGGAACAACGAACAGCUUCAAAAGAUAUUUGUUGGUGGUCUGAAUAGAGAUGUUGACGAAAAAUCUUUGGCUGAAACAUUCAGGACUUAUGGUAGGGUAGUAGAUGUUAGUGUGUUGAAGGAUUCUCUUGGAAGGUCUCGUGGCUUUGGGUUCGUGAUAUUCGAGGGCCCAUCUAGUGUUGACGAUAUUAUGCAAGCAAAAAAAGAUGGUAAAAACUUCUUUGUCAACGGUGGAUUGGUUGAAGUCAAACGGGCAUUACCAAAGGUAGACCGUGCAGAAAUGAAGGAUAGGUCCAGUUCACGAUAUUCGACGAGCAUUGGUGUCAAGAAGAUAUUUGUUGGUGGCCUAGCCAGCUGUACCUCUUCAGAACAUUUAGAAUCUUAUUUUAGCAAAUUUGGCAAAGUACUUGAGUCCAGUGUGCUGAUGGAUAAAAUGACUGGGAAAUCAAGAGGGUUUGGUUUUGUUGUCUUUGAAGACGAAGAUGCUGCUGACAAAGUAUGUGCAUUGCGAAAUCAUGAAAUAUGUGAGAAAACAUGUGAGGUGCGCAAAGCAGAACCUCGAUCUGCAUUGAUGAACCGAAAAGAAAGAGAGGCAGUAGCUGCUGCAGGGUAUAGGAACCAAUUAGAUAUGACAAGGCAACAACAGGCUCCACCCACCAACAGUGUAGAUGUUAAUAAUUUGAGUUCUGCUAUUCAAGUUCUGAACAAUCUCCAGAAUUUGCUUAGUGCUGCUCAGGUCCAGCAGAUGAUUACACCAAACCCGGUAGUCGCCGCCCAUCAGUAUCCAGGGUUAUCAUAUGGAAACCCUCAGUUUGUCGCUCCAGCUCAAACUGUAGCAGCACCAAGUCCAGUCCUAAAUACUAACCAAGGCAAUAUACUGCAACUGCUUCAAACAGCACUUAGCAAUCAACAACCCCAGUUUGGUAUGCCAAAUCAGGCUGUCAAUACACCAAGCACAAGUCAGUUAAGCCAACUUCUUGGCAGUGCAGGGACAAAUGUAAAUACCUUAGGGCUGUUAAGCUCAUUGGCUGGUAUAGGGCAACAGACAAAUCAGGUCGUGAAGCAAGAUACAGUCCCGCAAGCAGUACAAAAUCCAGCAUUAAACACAGUACCUGCAGAUGGCAGCACAGGUUCUGGUCAAAACUUUUCAUAUUUUGAAGACUCUUAUGGACCUUCAGCUCAAACCACAUCUGGCUAUGGACCAGUUCGGUAUCCUCAAAAGUCUGAAUCAAAAUCAUACAGGCCAUACUGAAUGAUACAGUUAUCGAGUUGAAGCUUUUGAAGCCAGUUUACAGCUUUCAGUAAUCAGCAAGUAUCAAAAAAUUAGGAAAUCCUUUAGAAAAAGUAGACACUUUGCACCAAGCUAUUUUAGUACAGGAAGAUUGCUUUCAUUAGCAUAGAUAUGUAAAAAAAAGAGAUCCUCAAAGACUUCUUGUUAGUCAGACAAUGCUGUUAAAUUCUUCUUAAUAGCGCCUUAUGUUGAUUGAUGUAUUUAGCACAUGUAAAUGUAGCUUGUUUUAUUUUAAUCUGUUAGUCCUGAGAAUUUCAAGUAACAUUGUAUUAGGAUGAUUAGUGACAAUCUUUACAGGUUGAAACUUGAUUAAGCCACAGCCUGUUGUUGAAUUAGUUUGUAGUCAGUUUGUUUGACAUUUGCAGUAAGUUGGAUUUCUUUUCUUUUGUAAUAUAAUGUAUGGAUAAAAAACUUGAGAUUCAGAUAGCAAGCAAUUUGUUUUGAAGAUAGUCUGUCAAGGUCUGGUUAUGCCUUUUUCAUGCUAACUGCAUUGUUCAAUGGUGGGUCAAUGGUACUUCAACAAAUGUCCAAGGACACUUCUUAUCCAUUUACUUAAUAGCUCAUUGUAGAUGCAACUUUGAGCUGGGAAGCAGUAGCCCUGUAGCAAAGGGGCAUGGGGGCAGCCGCACCUUUGCCCUUGCAAAAUUAUGCAAUUUUCUUUAUUUUGCUUUUGUUUUGCUCUUUUGGCAUCUGUGCUCGGGAGGAUUUGUAAAACUGUAGAAAUGUCCAAAGCAGAUACCUGUGUCUAAACUUAAACAAACAUUUCUGCAGAACAUAUUUCUCCUGGCCUAAUUGGAGGCAUCAGAUAUUCAGCUGCUAGUAUAUACAUUAGGAUUUCCAUGCCAAUUGUUGUAUAUUUUCGCUUUGAACAAUGGUUCAUUAGCCUCUAAGUAUUUUUGAUGCAGAUAACUUUUGGCAUACCUACUGUAACUAGAAAUAUUCGAAAGAUAUUUUCUCUCCAUUUUGCAUAGCUCUUUAUGUCAUUUUGUCGAUGAAGGUCAUGUUUGUCAAAUCUUGUUUUAUACUGAAACAAAGGCUACACCCAUAAAUGUCCUCCGCAUUUGUCGUAAUACUCUUGUUUCAACUCUUUGAUGAUACAGUGUGUUCACCUACCCUUCACUAAAGAUUUUUUACUGUUUUAAGCAUUAAAUUAUUAUGACAGCUUCUUUUCUUCAAACAUUUUUUUUCUCCCUUAUCAAUUUCAAAAUGUACUAAUUCCUGUCGCUCUUUUAUCAUAUUAUCGUUUUAAUGGCAAAACUUUAAUUUCACUCCUGGAUGCUAGCAUGAGUAAAAUGGAAGGUAAUUACCGUUUUAGAACCUGGUUAUGAAUACCUGUUCUUUACAUAAACACAUUAUUUAGAUAUUUAUUUAAAAUUCACCAGUCUUAUCGGUGCCAUAUUAGAAGAGAUGUACACUUCUAGAUAUUUUAUAUUUGUUGUUAACAAUAAUUUGUUUGUCAUCCCCUUGCUAUGUAUUAUUAUCAAAAGGAGAUCGACAGUGUAUAUCUAUUGUAGCUAUCUACAGCGGCAGUAUGAUCAUGGCGUAUCUUUUACUGAUAUUUUUCUAUUUAUUGGUUUUAUCAGGUAUUAAAAUUUGAGAUUGUAUAUCACAUUUAUGUACCAGUAAAUGAUCAGGAUUUUUUGUUAUAAACGGCCUAUUUUGCCCAAGGCAUACUUAUAUCAUUUAGAAUAUCACAGCUUAUCGAGUCUAUGUUUUGUUAGUAAGUAUAAGUUUAGAAGCCGAGACUUUAAGAGCAUAGCGGUCAAAUCUUUGAUUGGCUGAGAGCUCUGAUCAUUACUAUUUUUUCCCAACCAAAUAAGCCAUUCAGCAUACAGGAUUCUCACAACAAAACAAAAUCACUUCGCAGCUAGAAUUAGGCCUAUUUUAACCGUGUGCUGAUUGGCUUAUUUGGUUGGGAGAAAAUAGUAGAGAUCAGAGCUCUCAGCCAAUCAAAGAUUUGACUAACAACGAGCCUUUGCAAGGGUGGCAAAUUAUCCAGGCAACAAUCCAAACAAUGGCAGUAAACUUCUACUGAUUAACAAUAAUUGAUUUCAGACUGUCUGAAAAUGCAUAAUGGGAUGCUUGCGUAGCGCAAGGGCUCAUUGUUAGCAAUGAGUCUUUAAGACUACCUCGAUUAGAUCCUUUGUUCCAGUGUUGGGUUGAAAAUUAAGUCUGGAAGUUGUCUUGCAUAGUGGAAAGAGCGUUAUCUUUCGCCUCAGUGGGCUGACACGUACUGUUUUAAGCCCACUUUUCGAACCUCGUUGCAGUGAAAAUUGAAGUCGAGCUGGGGGCCUGAAAGUCCUAGGUUAGUAGCCAGAAAAGGCCAAGGUACCCUAAACAAACAAUAAAUGAUAGAGCAACUGAAAAAUCCGGCCUUGCAGUGCAGCUGAACAAAGCAAUGGCAUUAUCUUUUUGCUCCAUUAAAUAUUAGCUUUAAUUAGUAAAAGUAAUGUAACAUAUUAAACAUUGUUUCGUACCAAUAUGAUUAACUUAGGAUUGUUUUUCGGUUCCUUAUAGAACUUAUUGUCAUUUUUGUUCUUUCAGGGAUAAUGCAUCACUGGUAGAUUCCUGUGUGCUUCGAGUUAUCCAUAAGGCGCGACCAUCAGAAUUAAAGCAGAGGUAAAGAUUCGUUUUUCCAAAGAUUUCAACUGCUGCUUAUCACCUAUUAAGAGCCAAACUAUCUCCACAGUUGGUGACAGGAGAUGAAAUCGAUAAAACUGGUCCUAGAUGAAAAAAUAUCGAUGAUUCCCAGCCUAUGUAUAUGAAUCGGACUGCGAAAGAAACUGAACCUCAAUGAAAACGUUUUGCAAGGAUUGCUAGAGCAGGAGCAGCGAAGCUGGUUGCAGGAGCAGUGAAUUACACGAACACACGCAUGGGUUCAGUGAAAAUAUGUGCAUCUUAGCAAUUUCUGUGGAUUCCCAAAUUAUGACGUUAUAGAUUGGUUCAGUUCUUUGAAAGUAUCGUUAAAGCUAAAGAAUGGAGUGGAGAGUAGCGUGGCAGAACUUUUUUCAUAUUUGCAAAUUUUUGCAUAUUUUAGAAGACCAGCUAGAGAGACCACUUUGAAAAGACAGAAAAUGGUGAUAAGUCCAACAAUGCGACAGGGAAGGUCUCUGGCCGACAGAUUCAGCUCGGCAGAUAUGCGAUUGUCAGUGUACAGCUAUUUGACAUUUGACUGGAAGGAAACAAGGACAUGUAGAGACGUAGAGUCAUUAAAUGAAUUCGUAGCAGAUGUUCAAUGAUUGGUGUUACGUUUAUUCCCAAGAAAAAUGGAGAAUGAGUUUAAUUAUUUUGCGAUAGACGAUCAUUAUAGGAGAGACUUCUUUCUAGAUAAAUUGAUGAACUGAACAAAAUAAACUGACUACGAAAAUAUUUAAUCAUUUCAUUGAUGAGUUUGUAUUAAUUUUGUUAAUUGUGAACUUACAAUUUUUGGAAGUAGAAAAUUUGAAUAAAAACCAAUCGGAAUAUGCUCGUGUUUUCUGAUUGGCCUAUUUCGAUCCGUAACUAGGUUUAUUUUUAGCUCGAUCGUUAUUCUGACAUUUUAUACUCUUCA
This is a messenger RNA of Rhopilema esculentum, 4909 nucleotides long. RefSeq lists its product as uncharacterized. The record is from RefSeq and is a predicted model, not a curated record. NCBI's taxonomy places the organism in Eukaryota, Metazoa, Cnidaria, Scyphozoa, Rhizostomeae, Rhizostomatidae. Gene Ontology annotation, biological process: regulation of translation. Gene Ontology annotation, molecular function: mRNA binding.